AUGGAAAGGCCUGACAUGUGCUCGCAUGAUGUGUACGUUUCUUGAUCAGAAUUGUCUUAAAGUUUACAAAUAGAUUCGAAUUUCCGUGCGUCUUCUUAGUUACAAAUUAUAGCAAUGAACGUUGAAGAAGACAAGUCGGUUGGCGAUUUUGACGUUUUCUUCGAUCAAAUUGAUUACUGAACAGACGAACGGCAAAGUCUUAGCUAAUAUAUUGUUUUCAUACAGUAGUAUGAUAGUGUUAAGACUUCAACAGAGAUCGACAGCAAGGAUUUUUUCUCCAUGUUCGGUAUUUCCUUAUGGUAAAUGAUUAAAACUAGGUAUUCUUUCUCUUACCUGGUAACAGCUUUAUCAGCAAAAUUUGGCGAUGUUGGCUAAUUCUUUCAACUUGGAAAACUUUAAACAACAUUUCCAGCAGGCCAUUCCAAAACCAUCCGCCACACGAGGGUCCCGUCGCUGUCGUGUUUUCUCUCGCGUGCCGCUCACGCGUGUGUUUUUCACGAGAUCGCCCCAAGUGGAGAGCUCGCUCGCAGGCUAGGCAAGAAACCGACAAGCCUAAUGAUCCGGCGUGAGUGGCUCCCAGCUGGUCUAAAGGAAAAACUAUUCUACUAAAUUGGGGUGUCUUACGUCAAAUGGAAACGGUUUCAAUGUAUGUAAUAAUGGAAUGGAACUCUGACUAACUCAAAAUGUUGUUGCUGUUUUUUCUAUUCAUAACAGAUAUGAGCUGAUGACUGACUGUUGGAAGGAGGAACCUCGCUCUCGUCCCAGUUUCUUUCAGCUGAUCGAAAAACUGGAGGUGAUGAUGCAGAGUGAUGCACCAUACUUGGAUUUAAACAAACAUAAUGAAGAUCAUUCGUAUUACAACGUGCCACCUGAAGCUAGUGGUGAUUAA
Messenger RNA from Porites lobata, 889 nucleotides. The record is from the annotation of a GenBank genome assembly. NCBI's taxonomy places the organism in Eukaryota, Metazoa, Cnidaria, Anthozoa, Scleractinia, Poritidae.